Aphanomyces astaci is the source of this 1092-nucleotide messenger RNA. RefSeq lists its product as hypothetical. Lineage: Eukaryota; Oomycota; Saprolegniomycetes; Saprolegniales; Verrucalvaceae. Gene Ontology annotation, biological process: protein ubiquitination. Gene Ontology annotation, molecular function: ubiquitin protein ligase activity. The transcript has 7 exons. The coding region runs from base 31 to 888 and encodes 285 amino acids. Gene Ontology annotation, cellular component: cytoplasm. The record is from RefSeq and is a predicted model, not a curated record.
AAUACUACCCCAUUGUAUUCUUGGACCAUCAUGUCGACGCGUUCCUACGACGACAUGGUGUGCGUGCGACCCGUUCAUAGGGCAACGGAACUGUACUGUACCGAUUGCCAGGCCACGGUCCGCGUACUUUCCGAUGACGACAGACGCUGCUCGGUAUGCGGUGCCGACUUGCAGACAUGUCCGUCAGCUCAAUCUGAUACAGUUCGCGAUGACGCAGACAACGACAUUACCUCGCUCAUGCACCGCCUUCUUGGGGCCUGGGGUAUCGAUCCCACCAGUUCGCCGACGCAACCUGCAUCCGACGACGCAGUGGCCAAAUUGAAUACCUUUGUGGCGGGCCAAUCUACCACCGUGGAAGUCGCGAUGGUGUCCAAGCGUAUCAAAGGCGAAGUCAUCCUCGUACCUGCCAACUUUGGUCCGUGCGAGUCCAUCGACGCGUCCGAGGUCGUUGUCGCCAGUCCCUUCCAUGGAGGUGCUCCCUUCACCAAUCCGUCCUCGCUUCGAAACAAGAUUGUACUGCUUGAGCGAGGGGUGUGCACAUUUGCCAGCAAAAUCCAGCGCGCCCAAGCCGCCGGCGCGGUCGCGGUGGUCGUGGUGCAGACUGCCGACGUGUGGCCGUACGCCAUGACGGACUCGUCGGGCGAAGGCACGUCGUUGUCUAUUCCAGCGUUUAUGAUCUCUAAAAAGCAAGGCCACGGAUUGGUGGAGUAUCUCAAGGCCAACCCAGACCACUCCCCCCAUCUCAUGUCCAUCCACGUCCGAAAGAAUGCUCGAGAAUGUGUCAUUUGCCAAGUGGAUAUUGACAUUGGCGUCCACGUCGUCCAGAUGCCGUGCCAGGUAGUACUACUAGUAGUACAUACUAGUGAUAGCCUGCCGUGGUGUAUGUAGCAUAUAUUUCAUCCCGACUGCCUCAAGCAAUGGCUGGAUAUUCGCAACAGCUGCCCCAUCUGCCGCACUGAGAUCCAGGCUAAGAACCCCGCUACUACUACUAGUAGUAGCACCGCUCAAAGCCGCGGCGACUUUCUAUGGAGCGACUGGAUGUCGUAAUAACCAUAAAAAUUCCCAAGUUGACCAUGGUGCUUUCAUUGACGC